Messenger RNA from Rotaria sordida, 1056 nucleotides. The record is from the annotation of a GenBank genome assembly. Lineage: Eukaryota; Metazoa; Rotifera; Eurotatoria; Philodinida; Philodinidae.
AUGGCUCAUAUUAUUGAUGAUGUUGAUACCAUUCCAAGAAAAUUGUCGUUCGUUAGUUCAUCGGCCGAAGACCAAAUAGCAGUUGGUGCCAAAGUUGGCAAUAUGAUCGUCGACAAUCAUACUUCGUUAUCAGACAUUGUUCUACCUCUUAACAACAAUUCUGAUGAUCAGUCAUUCCGAUUUUCCAUUAAUAAAAUUUACAAAAAUCUAUUGAUUCUUUCAUUGGCUUUUGCAUUAUUAUUCACGGCCUAUGCCGGUAUAUCCACUCUUCAGUCAACCUUAAACACCAAAAACAAUGUUGGGAUCAAUGCGCUCAUUGUCACAAAUGUCUUAGUGAUUUUUAGCUCGAUCUUUCUUACCAGUAUCUCUAUGGACAUUUUUGGAUUGAAAUGGAGUAUUGUUCUCGCCGAAGUUGGCUAUAUUCUAUUUAUUGUCGCUAAUAUUCGUCCUUUACCUUCACUUAUGUACAUUAGUGCAGCUUUUGUCGGCCUUGCUGCUGCUCCAUUAUGGACAGCUCAAGCAACCUAUCUUAGUCAAAUUGCUCGUCUAUACGCGCAAGCAAAGCAUCAAAUGACUGACGUGGUUGUUAGUCUAUUUUUUGGUAUAUUCUUUGCUUGUGUUGGUACCAGUGCCAUUUGGGGCAAUUUAAUUUCAUACUUUGUACUAAAUCAAUCGAACUAUCCACAAAAACUCAACUGUGGUGUCUAUUUCGAUCCACAAGCAGCCGUAACUGUGAACAUGACGAGCAAUGUUAGCGAGAAAACGCGUUAUAUUCUAUGUGGAAUAUUCUCUGGUUUGGGCAUCCUCUCCAUUAUACUUUUGGUGUUUAUGCUUGAUCAAAUUCGACUCAACCAAAAACAGCCCGUUCAACAAUCAUUGAAAAAGUGUAUUGAAGUGCUUCAAUCCUUCACUCGAUGGAAAAGCGUAGAUCAAUUUUUUCUGAUUCCACUUACAAUGUGGACUCUCAUCGAGAACUCUUUUUUUACAGCACAAUUUACUCGAGGAUUUGUCAAUUGUCUCAUCGGUAUUCGUCAUGAUGUGCCACGGGAUAUGUGA